Linum trigynum is the source of this 3403-nucleotide messenger RNA. NCBI's taxonomy places the organism in Eukaryota, Viridiplantae, Streptophyta, Magnoliopsida, Malpighiales, Linaceae. The record is from the annotation of a GenBank genome assembly.
AUAUAAUUAGAUAAACAAAUGACAAAGAAUUGGAAACUUGUAACCUUUCGUAAAAACAGAAUAGAUAAAAAUGCGGUUAUUAUCUGCUUUUGACUUUGUUGAAUUUAAUACGAAACCGAGAGUUGAAAAGUCAAAAGAGAGCAACAUGGAUCGGGUCCGGCCGCCCGGGUGUAGACAAAUCCACGUGUCCGUUCAACGGGAUUCAGGAGUUUAAAACCCCGUUUUCCGAAUCCCUCACGGACUCCGAUUUCCCGUUCCCUUCCCUCAAAGAAUGAAAAUCCAAGUCCGCGCUUCACUCUCACUCAAUUCCAAAUUUGCGAUUGCUCUCCUCCAGUCAGCGAGUCACUCUCUGAGCCAUGGCGCAAACCCUAGCUCGUUACUUCCACUCUUCGCGCCAUCUCGCCAGCUCCAGCUUCCUCCUCACGAAGCGAACCGACUUCUCCUCUUCCUCUGCCGCCAUCGUCAGCCGCCUCAUUCCUGCUCCUCAUCUUCUCCGCCGCCGCCCUCAACUACCGUUCCGGCCCUCCCAUGCCGGAUUUUGCUUCAGCGAAUCUUCCGUCGCCCGUUAUACAGCGGUUAGGUAGCGCCACGCCGCAUCAACGGACCUCCAGACAGAGGAGGAAGAAGAAGAAGUGGCGGCACGGCCUACCCCAGCUCGCCACAGCGACCAUCAGCAGCAGCUACAGUACUGUCUCGUGGUUAUGGAGAAGCACCGCGGCUUUCCACUAACAGAGGAGCAAAUGCUCGUCAAAUCCGUUAAUCAUUUGAUCAUUCUCCUUUGCUGCACCCAGGGAACAAAGAAGAAGAAGGCAUACAUCUUAGACACUUAUAGGGGCAAGGAUCAGAUUGCGUUUGGUUGCAAGAUGAGCGCCAAGACGGUGAAAAAGCUUGAAGGAGCGCCUGGUGUUGCCAAUGUCAUUCUUUGCAACAGCGAGAGGCCGAGUGAUCGAGCAAACCACUCUGAGUCACCGGACGACUCUGGCUUUGGCAACAAACAGCAGAUUCCGUACUGGAUGAUUACCAUGGAUUUGCCCCAUAAUGGAGAACUCUCCGAGCCACAACGGAUUGGUAACUCCAUGGCGAAGUUGGUCCCCAUCCUUAACAGCCUCCUGAACAAGUACAGCUUGGAUAUCCUAUCGUACGAGAGUGACAUUGCCUUCGGAUGCGAGAUCCAUGAGGAGACUGCGACAAAGCUGAAAGGAAUUCCUGGUGUACAUGUCAUUCAAUCGUCCCGGGCUUAUUCCGAAGCCAACGACUUUGACUUGGCGAUCGACUCUGGCUGCGACGAAGAGGAGGCCGACUACACGCCUUUGCCUCAAUUCCCUUGCUCAUUCUCCGACAUUAUGGAUAAUCAUCAUCAAGAGCGGCAUGAGUGGGUCAUUAUAAGGAAAACGCCCUGUGACAAGGUGUUCACCACGGAGAGGGAAUUUUCGGAAUUCAUCCUUCUGAUGUUGGCCCCUGUUUUAUCCGACAGAAGGGAGGAGGGAACCCUGAAUUUCAUCUUUAAACCUUCCGACGAACUCGAUUCCUUUUCAAUCACAUUGGAAAUGGAAGACGAGAAAGCGAAGAAGCUGAAAGGAGUGCCUGGUCUCCUCGUCUCCCGCACAGAUGAUGAUGAGAGGCUGCAGGUGAUUGAGGCGAGCUGUUUACAGUUUGGCUUUCCGGCUAAGGUGAAGAUUUAUUUGAAGUCGGAAGAAAGUGAAGGUGUAUUUACAUUAGUUCGGUAUUUAAGACUGAUUAUAGGUAAGCAGGGAGAACCGUUCUAUGAGUAGCCAUGUAUAAAGAUGAUGGUGGUGAAGGUAGGGUUUAUGUAAAUUGGGAGCCAAGGUGAACUGAAAAGACACAAGGGGACAGAUCGGGGACAAUUUUGUGGCAAGCUAAGGCAUGCCAGUUUUUGGGUCGGUAACUGUAAGUACUGCAGAGGUCUGUAAUAUAGGAGCGGAUCGGCGGUAAUGUUGUUUGUUGAUGCAGGGGAAUCUCCGAUCUGUCUGUUUUCAGGUGAGGAUUUUAUUCUGGUCACAGUUUAAUUGCUCUCUUCUUUUUGCUUCUCCUACCACGCAUCAAAAUGAGGACCUCAAAGAUGGUUGGUCAUGAGUCAAUAUUGUUUUUUAUCACGAAAUUACCUCUAUUUCUGAUUACUUGUUUUGGACCGUUAGAUUGAUGUGAUUUGAUGAAAUAAUCUAACCAAGAUCUGAGUAGUAACUUUGAUUUCACUCCGUCAUCCUCCUGCUUCAAAUUCAACCAUUUGUUCCCUUCAGAGUACAUUUUUUUAGUUCUUGGUUUGGUUUAAUUAAACUGAUCUAGAAAUGAACAUAGAAAAAACUCAAGUUAUAAAAUUGGCACAUGCAGCUGAAUUUGCUACUUAAAGUUGUACUUAUACCUACUCAAUUGAGCGAGAUAGGGGGUGCUCGUGAGUUGCUUGGUGUUUGAUCUGAUUCGCUUCUUCAAAUACGCCAAGCUUGCAAGCGAACUAAGCUGACUCAACGUCUUGUUUAGUAAUGAGCUCCGUAGCUCUCUGUUCAGAUCAUUGAGAUAUCAAGUUGGUUCGAGUUGGUGGGACGUUGAGCUCAUCGCAUGAAUUGAUUGAACUUGUGAGUUGGUCCGGUAGUGGCUUUUGAGAGGCUUGAGAUUUGAAUAUGUGGUAAACAUGUAUCUCAUUUAUUAUAUAUAAGAGAAUAUUUAAAUUAUAAAUUGACUGAAUACUUUGAUAUAUUAUUACAAAUAUAUUAUUACUAGAUAGAUGACCCGCGCUUCGCGGCAGGUAUCCUUUCAUUUCUCUGCAUGCACAUAUUUUUACUUAAAAACGUAUUACAAUGGAUAUCAUGAUGUAAGUCGAAACAUGUAAUAUAGAAUUAUGUUUAGUUCUAAGAAAAGGUAGGAAGCAUCGGAGCUGCUUCAGAGGAGGUGGGAUCGUAUAAUAGAAUCAUUAUAACAACCCACAGCCGAACCUUCCUCUAUGUGUGCUGUGUUGAUCAACGCGUUAUAAGCGGCUGCGAGGUUUUUUUGAGUACAUGCAAGAGUUGGUGUAUAGCAAGGUUGUUAACCUGCGGCUUGAUUCGAAUUGAUCCAAAUCCGGUGAGAAAGAUGGUUCCACAUUUAGGGCUGGGCAGCACGUGAGGGGUAAUUCGUGGUAUGAUGAUAUAUCGAUCCACCCGUAAAUAAUUCGAUCCGCACUGGGUGAGUGAUUGAUGUAGGUGGAUUGCAGAUUGAUAAACCCCCUAUCCGCACGUAUUCAGACAGUUGGUGGGUGGAUUGCGGGUCACCCGAAUGAUACGCAUGCUAUUUUCACAUAGACAAAAAAGAUGUUUCUUGUUUAUAUUAUCAAAUAGUCAUAUUUUCCCCUAACCGAAUUACACACUCAUCAUUGACUUGUAAAAGCGGGGAAUAAGUAAGAUUUGGACAA